Messenger RNA from Pelmatolapia mariae (spotted tilapia), 2664 nucleotides. RefSeq names its product inter-alpha-trypsin inhibitor heavy chain H3-like. Bases 1 to 2664 code for a protein of 887 amino acids. The transcript is spliced from 22 exons. The record is from RefSeq and is a predicted model, not a curated record. NCBI's taxonomy places the organism in Eukaryota, Metazoa, Chordata, Actinopteri, Cichliformes, Cichlidae.
AUGGAGAGAAGUGUGGUGCAAAUCACUCUCUUUGGACUGCUGUUGUCUUUGGCCUCCACACUGCCAAACAAGGAUGACUGGGACAUCUACAGCUUUCACAUCAACUCCACAGUGACCAGUCGUUAUGCCACCACUGUCAUCACAAGCCGUGUGGCCAAUCGUGUAGACGAGUCAAAGGAAAUUGAAUUUCACGUUCGGAUUCCGAAGAAUGCCUUCAUCAGUAAAUUUCGAAUGUUUAUCGAUGGCCAAGUUUAUGAUGGUGUUGUGAAAGCUAAGGAGCAAGCUCAGCAGCAGUACACUGAAGCUGUGUCCCGUGGUGAAAGUGCUGGACUUGUCAGUUCUGUAGGAAGGACUCUGGAGGAAUUUAAGACCUCAGUAACUGUUGCUGCUCACAAAAAGGUCACUUUUGAACUCACAUAUGAGGAAUUAAUGAAACGAACACGUGGAAAGUACGAGCUGCAAAUUCAUGCUCGACCCAUGCAGCCUGUCAGAGACUUCAAGGUGGAUGUGCACAUUCAAGAGGAAGCUGGCAUCAGUUUUAUCAAUGUGAAAGGAGGCCUGAGCACCAAAGCCCUCGCUAAUGCCAUCACUAAAACUCACAUAGAUAAAGAGGCGUGGGUGUAUUUCUAUCCAACAGUUGACCAACAGAAGAUGUGUGACAGCUGUAGUGAUCAGGGUAUGAAUGGAGAUCUAGUUAUUGUUUAUGAUGUCAACAGGGACAAUGAACUAGGACACAUCAAGAAAUCUGACGGGUACUUUGUUCAUCACUUUGCUCCAUCCAAUCUUCCUCGAGUGCCAAAAAAUGUCGUCUUUGUUAUUGAUCAGAGUGGCUCAAUGCGUGGCAGAAAAAUAAUCCAGACUAGGACCGCACUAAUCCACAUUUUGAAUGAUCUGGCAGAAGAUGAUCACUUUGGUCUGAUUACUUUUGAUGGCAACAUUUUUCACUGGGAGCGAGAACUCGUUCAGGCCAACAGCAAAAACCUGGAAAGCGCCAAAAACUUUGCAAGCAAUAUACAAGCUAGAGGAUCCACAGAUAUAAAUGAAGCAGUGUUGCAAGGAGCACGUAUGCUGAAUGAUCAUAGCAGAGAAGGUUCAGCAUCUAUCCUUAUACUUCUCACAGAUGGAGACCCAACCUCAGGGGUGACAAAUCUGGAGAAAAUUCAGUCAAAUGUAAGAGAGGCUAUUGCAGGCAAAUUCCCACUGUACUGUCUUGGUUUUGGUUUUGAUGUGGAUUUUAAGUUCCUUGAGAAAAUGUCGCUGCAAAAUAACGGUGUGGCACGACGGAUUUAUGAAGACUCUGAUGCUGAUUUACAGCUGAAGGGUUUCUAUGAAGAGGUGGCCACACCUCUAUUAACAGAUGUGACAAUGAUCUAUGUGGGUGGAACCAAUCUAACCCAGACUAACUUCAGCCAGUAUUAUAAUGGUUCUGAGAUUGUGGUGGCCGGUGAGAUCACAGAUAACAAUAUUGAAACCUUCACCCCUCAAGUUGUGGCCAUUUCGAGUAAUAGAAGAAUAAUAUUCUCUAAUCCAAAUAAAACCGUGGAAUCCACUGGAACAGUGCCUGAUGACCGUAUCCAGAGGGUUUGGGCGUACCUCACAGUUAAACAGCUACUAGACAAAGAGCUUCAGUUAUCUGGACCGGAGAAAGAGAAAGUAAAGAAGGACGCUUUGGAGCUGUCACUGAAAUACAGUUUUGUGACUCCUCUCACAUCUAUGGUGGUCACAAAGCCUCCAGGAGAGAACACAGACGUGCUUCAUAAACCAAAGGAGGGUGAAACACCACAGAGACAGCAGCCCCCUGUAGAUCAAUCAUUUUCAAGACAAUAUUUGUCUCCUAGUAGUGGCCGUUCAUCUGCAAGAAGUGCGCGACGUAAAGCCUAUCAUCAUUCAGUCCAUCGAGUCACAGAUUUGAUGCACAAACAAUUCCCUGGAGGCUAUGGAGGAGCGAUGGGAUACAGUGCAUCAGUUGUUCUCCCUGAUGUCCAACCUACUGUUGUUCAUCUUUCACGUGAUACUACUACUCUGGAAGCCACUGAUGUUCCUGUACUCCACAGGUUUUUGCUAAAAGCUGAGAAUCAGAUUGUUCCACUAUGCUUUGACGUUAGUGGACCUGUCCGCCUUAAACUUCUUCACCAUCCCAGCAGGGAACUGUCUGUAAAUGGUGAGCUUGAUUCAGUUACAAAUGGAGGCUUCAGCAGAAUUUUCAUACACGUCAAUGACAGCCAACAUGUUGAGAUCGACACCAACUGGGUCACUGUACGAGAUGGACAGACAGUGACAUAUUACACUAGUCAGGAUCAUAUUACAGCUGGAAGUGUGACAGUGAUUGUGCGCAACAACGAAAUAGAUGUUGCCACUGGAGACAUGCGAAUGGUCAUCAUAGUUCAUGAGAAGAAUGGCCAAAAAUUCUUUUGGCCAGUUUUAAGACAGCGUCCCUCAGACAACAAUGCUGAAGGACUUUUAGCUGUAGAGGCUGCAGUUUAUGAGGAGGUACAGCAAGCUCCUGUUAGAAAACUAAAGAUUAAAAACCAGGAGGCAGACGUUACUGGAGAGAUGGUUGUUGACUACAGCUUUGCUUCUCCUGUCACAAUGAACUGUUGGCUCAUGUCUGCUGACUCUGCCCUGCAGAGACCACUGUCCCAAUUUGUCAUUACACAGCUUUAA